AUGAGCGAUCCCGGUGAUGGCCAGGGCACGAGCUCGUCUUCGGACGAAGAUGAUCUCCUAUUUGCUACUGGUGCUGCGCUAUUAUUUGGACCACAUGCAGAACCAUACGGAGGUCCAAUCCAAAAGGUGCCUUGCAGGACGUCUGCAUUAUCAGGACGUGGCUGGGUUGAAGAAGUGAUGUCAGGCCACCAUACACGAAUUAUGGACGCAACAAGGUUAAAUAUUGAUUCUUUCAUGCAGUUGUGCUCGCUCUUGGCCGAAUGUGAAUUUGUUCCCCAACAUCAUCAGAAACGGGUUACAAUAGAGGAGACACUUGCGAUGACAUUGGUCAUGAUGAGCCACAAUAUGAGAAUGCGUAUGAUUGCUGACCGAUUUAACCAUUCCAUGGAGACGGACUGCGUUGGGGCUAUUGAUGGGACUCAUAUACCUGCUUGUGUUCCAAGAAGACAGCAAGCGGCAUACACAAAUAGGCAUGGUGUACAAUCGCAAAAUAUUCUGGCUGUAUGCGACCAUGAUAUGCGAUUUAUAUAUGUGUAUGCCGGAUGGGAGGGAAGUGCACAUGAUGCCCGAGUCUUGGAUGGGGUUUUGACCGGCCCAAAUCACUUUCCUGUGCCACCUACAGGAAAAUAUUAUUUAGUUGACUCCGUGUAUCGAAACUUGCCCGGUUUCUUACCACCGUAUAGGGGACGCCAAGCGGAUUUUUGUGAUCACAGGAGGGGGAGAUUUGCAACUGCGAAAGAACUUUUUAAUUAUCGACACUCUGCACUACGGAAUGUCAUAGAGCGAAGUUUCGGUGUCCUUAAAAGGAGAUUUGCCACUUUACCGGGAGCCGUUCCAAACUACAUGAUGACAACACAGAUAAAUGUAGUUAUUGCAUGUUGUGCCGUGCAUAACUUCAUUAGGGAUCAAUAA
Messenger RNA from Coffea eugenioides, 912 nucleotides. RefSeq names its product putative nuclease HARBI1. The transcript has 3 exons. The record is from RefSeq and is a predicted model, not a curated record. Bases 1 to 912 code for a protein of 303 amino acids. Lineage: Eukaryota; Viridiplantae; Streptophyta; Magnoliopsida; Gentianales; Rubiaceae.